Pocillopora damicornis (cauliflower coral) is the source of this 1161-nucleotide messenger RNA. RefSeq lists its product as uncharacterized. Gene Ontology annotation, molecular function: calcium ion binding. The record is from RefSeq and is a predicted model, not a curated record. Lineage: Eukaryota; Metazoa; Cnidaria; Anthozoa; Scleractinia; Pocilloporidae.
AUGGCGCUCGCAUCUGACGACUUGAAGAUCAAAUUUACAGUACCAACACAACAGCCUCUAAUACCAGGAGACGAAACUCUUCUUCAUGUGGACUGUCAUACCGCAACUAUUAAGAGAGAAGCCAUCCAAGCUUUGACUAUGAUAUUCAGCGUACCGUAUUUCCUGCAAUUCAAAGGAAUCACCAGCUCAGCUGGAUAUGGUGAACCAUCUUCAUAUCGUAACGAAAGUGGUCGGCUGAUUGUAGAGUUCGCUCCUCCAAAAAAUUCUGCUAAUAUCAGCCUCGAUGUCACAUUUUUUGUGAUGAAACAAAGAUUAGUGCCCAGUGGAAGUGCGAGUACCUCAGCAAUUCACGUAGAUGUCAAUUACCGAAGAGGACCUCAAGAGUGUUCCCAGAUACUCCAUAGCUACAGGGAUGUUGAAAUAGUGGUUUAUCACCCAGACUGCCAGGAUUUCGGUCCACUGGGAAUAAGCGAUGGAAGUGUGAAAGAAAGCCAACUGAGUGUCUCCUCUCUGUUUCAAACAAGUUCUGAGAUAGGAGGCUACGAGCCGUACGGUGCUGGCUUACAUGCCCUUAAACACUGGGCACCAGCUCGAGGUUUCCCUUCAUACGAUAGACGGCAAUAUGUUCAAGUGGACUUCAGAGAAGUGAAACGUAUUGAAAUGGUGUCUGCACAGGGUCACCAUGAAGCAAAGGCCCCUAUACGAUCGUUGAAGUUUAGUGUGAGCAAUGAAGGAUAUCGAUGGAAAGACUACAGUGAAAAGAACGUAGAGUUCUACUUCACAUCUGGUGUUUUGGAAAACCCGGGAAAUAUGCUAAUUACAGCCCUUUUGAAGAUGCCACUGGAAGCACGUUGGUUUAGAAUCAGUCCAAGAUUUCCUGAUGGAUUCUUCGGGCUAAGAUUUGAAGUUUAUGGUUGUUCAGUGAAAAAACAGCCCAUUCUUUACGAAGAUUCUUCAUUGGGUGUUGAAUCUAAAGAAAUCACUGACCAGCAAAUGAAUUCAUCCUCUUAUGCUGGCGAGAAUUGUAAAGCAGCAAAAGCCCGAUUGAACCUGCAAAAUUUGCAGGGGGCCUGGUGCGCAAAGCAGCCUCCCACAGCUGAAUGGCUUUCAGUGAACCUGAUUACUAGUCACGUGAUAUCAGCGGUAAGCCAAUCGCGUUGA